UAGCACAAUUUCUAACUUAUUCACAUUCGUUUUUACUUACAUUUGUAUGUUGACUCCAUAUUGACGAUGAGGUUCCACGUUUUGACAAACUUUUCUUAGCGGAUGUACAAUCAUAGCGAAUUGAAUUAUGGGGCGUUUCAGGCUUCGAAGUGAACAUAAUUGUUAACUCGCAAACUCAAUUAAAAACGAGGGCUGACGUUGCAAACUUCCUUUGCUUGGCUAUUCAUUUGGACUGACGACAAAUAUGGCCAAGUGAAUUCCCCCAAGGGCUGAGGGUUUAAGGCCGUCUACUUUGAGUUUGAAACGGAGCCAGAAUGUGAGCUGGCGAGAUCAGGAUGGUUCGUAUAAGGCUAUCAAAGCAGUGGAGUAUGGUCAAACCAUUCAUCUCGGAGCGACAGGGGAAGAGGGAUUCCAAAAUGCAAUCAAUUUCACCAUUUAUAAAAUACAGACUGGCUCAAAAAUAAGUGAAACUUGACAAAUUAUCUAAUGGAUUAUGAUAAUUUGCUGCAAAAGAAAAGUGGAGGUGCAAAACAAUAAAUUUGCUCCAUAGCUCAGGCGAAAAGCUGUUUGGCUCAGCUAAAGAUAAUCGAUUAUAUUGCUCAGCUCACUCACGACUCGUAAAGAGGAAGAACUUUGCAAGUGUUUCUGAUUAAUAAAUGCCAUGCUGGUGGGUGGUAACAUUAAAAUAAAACCCAGCCCUGAAAAUAAACGUAGACUGAAAAAUAUUAGCAUGACAUAUCACAAGGCCUGUGGCAUACCACCCUGCAUCCUACUGCUGGCUUCCUCAAGCAAGCAAGAAAUGCAGAAAAUGCGUCCCAAAUGACACCCUAUUCCCUAUCUAGUGCACUACUUUUGACCAGUACCCAUAGGGCUGUAGGGAAUAGGGUGGAAUUUGGGACAGACACAUAAAGAUGCUGCUGCUUCACCAUGGGGGACUGAUCACAUUAAUUUUGACACUGAUUGUUUACAGUGGCCCUCUGCUGCCAUAGAAAAGUGCAGAGACAACACAUGGUGGCAUCCAAUCACUAAUGAGGCUCUUUCCCCCUUUCUCACCAUGCUUCAGAUCACAUCCCCUCUCCCAAACUAAAAUACACUCUGAGAAAAAAGGGAAAAAAGAAAAACAGAGACAUUAAUAAUGCAGCGGUUGGCAUUUGGAUAACGUGUGUCUGUGUGUGUGAUGCCUUCACUGGAGCAUCACUACAUUACCGUAGCAGAGUAGUCAGCUUGCUGUGAGAGGAGCGGUGCAUGUGGGCGCUGUGGCAGGACCAAAUGGGAUUUACUAUUCUGAGCAAAGCACUGUGGCAUUAAGGGAAAGUGUACAAUACAGGAGUUGGGAGGAAGGGCGAGAUACGUUCAAUGGGUUAUCAGAUGGCUUUGAUACUGUAGCAUUAUACACAGCACCAGUGGAGGCUGCUGAGAAGAGGACAGUUCAUAAUAAUGGCUGCAAUGGAGUUAACGCAAUAGCAUCAAACACAUGGAAACCAUGUAUUUGAUACCAUUCCACCUAUUCCGCUCCAGCCAUUACCACGAGCCCGUCCUCCCCAAUUAAGGGGCCACCAACCUCCUGUGCACAGCAUACGGCAUGGUCAUUCUGUUGGUCUUUCCAUGUUCUGCCUUAGUGAGUGGGACAUUACUGUGAGGGCUACAAUGACUGAAUGACUGGUUGCUCUUUUCUUGUCCUAGUGAACAUCAGUCAUCGGACUUUGUGAAGAGGAUCCCUGCGACUAUAGGUCAGAGUUUGCUUCUUGGAUGCAACACUAUGAAUGGGUUAGAGAGCAGAGCGUAAGAGGUAGUGCUGGUCACCAGAGCAGAAACAUAUCAAGGUCUGUGAUGCGAAGCGGAGAGAGCUUCUGUGAAUAUCGUGACGGGGACAUGGGAUGUCUCUGACUGUGCAGCGAAAUCAACAUGACUUUCAUUCUGCCCUCAGUCUGGUAACAAGUGAAGACGUUGUCCAGCUUGUAGCAGCAUCCGGCACCCAAUAAAAAGAGAAAGAGGGUGGAACAAAGGGAGGAGAGAGAAAGGGAGAGACAGUGGUAUGAUGUGAAGGAGACAGAAGAAGAAGAAGCAAGAGAGAGAGAGAAAAGUAGAGACUAGAGAGGUAAAGUGGGGAAGAGAGAAGAAAGAAACUCACAUUUUUACAGAUGGAUCUGGGUGUGCUCAAGGCUCUGGAGAGAGAGAAGGUUCUGGAGGUUCUUCAGAGAGACAAACUUGUACGCAGCACGGAUGACGACAGGAUAAGGAGGCUGAAGAUGGAGCUACAGGAGAUCCGAAGGAAAGGUGCCAAGAGUUUUGCCCGGCAGUACAGCGAAAGGACUUGCGCCCGCUGUCAGAGGCCGCUGGGAAUGUUCUGGAACUCGGGCGCCGUGUGCCGAGGUUGCAGCCACCGCGUCUGCAACAAGUGUCGCGUGGGCGUGUCCGCCCUGGACUGGAAGUGUACCGUCUGCCACGCCUACAGGGAGGUUAAGAUCAGGUCCGGGGAGUGGUUUUUGGAAGAAAGGGCCAAGAAAUUUCCACCUGACACAGAAAGGCAUGAGACUGUUGGGGAGAAACUACUAAAGUCUUACCAGAGGUUGAGUCAUAUAACAGUCGUUCCGCCAACCCCUCCACCCUAUUACGAUGGUCCAUCCUUCAGCAGAUCAGGGGGACUGAAGAAUUCCUUUAAAAAAACAUUCACCAAGUCUAUGGAGGACCUGAUGGUUUCCUUCACCAGCCACAUGAGAAGGUUCUCCAGCUCGCAACAGGAUGUACGAGUGGAACAGGAUCUUCUUACAGUGGACAACAGGCGGGGACAGAGCACUGGCUGGAAAAGCCUCUCUGACACAAACAUCAACAAAUACAACAAUCUUACCAAAGGCCCCAGUCUUACCAACCUAUUCAAGAAGAGCCGGAAUGAUGACCAGAGCAGUUCCUCGUCAGGGGCGGAUGAGGACCUUUCCCUGGGUUCAGAGUACUCAUGGGGAAAGAGGGGCAGUAGUGCUAGUAGCACUGGUACAGACUGUGGUCUCUUGGAGAUCAACAGAGUGACAGGGGAGCUAAAGCUCGCCAUCGCCUUUAACCACAUGACUUCCUGCCUGGAGAUCACAAUAAACGGCUGCAGAAACCUGGCGUAUGGAGAUAUCAAGAGGAAGAAGUGUCACCCGUACGUCAAAGUCUACCUACUGCCGGAGAAGUCUCAGAGCAGCAAACUGAAGACAACUAUCAAGAGGAAUAAAACGGAUCCCAUUUAUAAUGAAAUUUUACAGUGCCAGAUGGAGAGCCCCUUGUUGUCCAGUAGUACUCUGCAGGUGUCUGUGUGGCACUCUGCGACCCUGAAGAAGAAGGUGUUUCUGGGAGAGGUCCUCGUCCCGCUGGAGGGCUGUAUAUUGGAGGACAGCACCACCCAGGGCUCCAACUGGUACCCCCUGUGCCCAAAGCCUGAGAGUCCAGAAGGGAGUGCAGUAGAGCAGGAUACAGCAGGAGAACUGAUGGUCAGAAUGAAGUUCACCUCCUUGUCCCAGCCGUCCUGGGUUUGCCGCACAGAUGAGGUUCAUAUUGGACCACAUGAUGUUGGUCAACUGACUGUUCUCGUCACUGGUGCCAGGAAUCUGCCCACUAAAGCAAACAAUAGUCAGAACACCUAUGUGAAAGGGUGCUUGACUCUUCCCGGGCCCAGGGAGCUGGUCCAGAGGACCCCUGUCCUGAAGAAGCCCAGUCCGGCGUGGUCUCACCAGCUGUUCUUCAGCAGAGUCACGCCCUAUGACCUCCAGAUCUGCACUCUGGAGCUUGACCUCUGGGACCACGCCCCCUUUACCUUCUCAGACCGCCUCCUGGGCUGGGUCAGAAUGGAAGCCGGGUUAUCAUGGCAACUGGUGCUGCAGACACCCAACAUGUGGCAUGACUUCAGUUUACCCAUGCAAGCCAACAUCAACAGCAAGAGAACAUGAUGUCAGAGUCAACAGAGAAAAAAGCACCUGGACUGGACACGGUCUCCCCACAAGAAAAACCUUGGCACAUUAAGGGCUCUAUUCAAUCCGCAUCGCAGAAAUUCAGCGUGAUUGAAAUUUAAAGACAAUGCUCCCGCAGUAGCGGAGUCUGCAUUUACGGUAAAUGUUGCGGAUGUCGGCUCAAUAUGAAAUUACUUUUACAUUUCAGCAAUACAGACUGAAUAGAGCCCCUACUCUACCUUUACCUCUAUUUGCACUGACCUCCAGGCCCUUGCUUAGUGAAAGUCCCUCCUAUUAACUAUUUAUGUUCAAUUGAUUACCUUUUAUGUAUUAAAAGGAUGUUCUACUUAAAAGGGACGUUCCACUCAAAUACAACCCAACUUUAUUUUUCCACUUUCCUUGGGAAAUGGCCUACAAUUGAGGUAUUAAAGUGGAAAAUCAGGUUAAGUUGUAUUUUGAAGGGAAUAUUCCUUGUGCUAAGCAUGCUCACCUGAUAACAUUGAAUGAAUGAAAGUCAUUAAAUGUCUGAGAGUGACUGUCUACAACAUA
This is a messenger RNA of Salvelinus fontinalis (brook trout), 4472 nucleotides long. It is a transcript of the gene sytl3, whose product is annotated as synaptotagmin-like 3. The transcript has 15 exons. Gene Ontology annotation, cellular component: plasma membrane; exocytic vesicle. Bases 2142 to 3923 code for a protein of 593 amino acids. The record is from RefSeq and is a predicted model, not a curated record. Gene Ontology annotation, biological process: exocytosis; intracellular protein transport. Gene Ontology annotation, molecular function: small GTPase binding; neurexin family protein binding. Lineage: Eukaryota; Metazoa; Chordata; Actinopteri; Salmoniformes; Salmonidae.